Messenger RNA from Eptesicus fuscus (big brown bat), 2086 nucleotides. RefSeq names its product spindle and kinetochore associated complex subunit 3 (gene SKA3). Gene Ontology annotation, cellular component: outer kinetochore; spindle microtubule. The coding region runs from base 66 to 1319 and encodes 417 amino acids. The transcript is spliced from 9 exons. The record is from RefSeq and is a predicted model, not a curated record. Gene Ontology annotation, biological process: chromosome segregation; mitotic cell cycle. Lineage: Eukaryota; Metazoa; Chordata; Mammalia; Chiroptera; Vespertilionidae.
ACCCACGAAACUUCCGGCGCCGGGAAUUCAAACGAGUGGCGGGCCUGUGGCGCUGGGUGGUCCCCAUGGACCCGAUCCGGAGCUUCUGUGCAAAGCUGCGGUCUCUGGCGGUCACCUUGGACGGCGAAACGGCGCGGCUGCAGCGGGCGCUGGAGAGGGAAGACGGCGACUUUGAAGGUUAUGCAGUAAGAAUUUUACAUGACCUUAAUUCAGAAGUUUGGACUCUAAAGGGUAAUGUCAAUAUUCUUCUUGAUAAAGCAAGUUUGGAAAGUCAAGAAAGCAUUGGUUUCAUAAAGGCAGCAAAAGUACUGAUGAAAAAAACCUCAGCAGAUAUUAUAAAAAUAAGAGAGCUUUUCCAGAAGUAUGGAUAUAAUCCACGGGCCAAGAAAAAUUCAGUGGGUGAGCAAGAAGCCAUAGACUCUAAACCAGAGUCCACUAGAGAUGAAAACCUUCAAAAGCCUGAUGUAAAGGAUGAUAUGUCUAAUCCUGUUGUUCCAAGCAGCUCAGUUUCUGAGAAGAUUCCAUGUAGUCCACAACUUUCAGAUUUUGGACUUGAGCGGUAUCUAAUAUCGCAAAUUCCACCAAAUCCUCCACAGGCAGUAAACAAUCAUAAGAAAGAGCCAAACACGUUAACUCCAUCUUCCAAACAGUCACCAGUUAAAGUACUAAAAACUCCAAAAUGUGCACUAAAUAUGGAUGAUUUUGAAUGUGUGACUCCUAAAUUAGAGCACUUCGGUAUCUCUGAAUAUACUGUGUGUUUGAAUGAAGAUUACACAAUGGGACUUAAAAAUGUGAAGAGUAAAAGCAGUGAGGAAGCUGUAGAAACACAACUAGUGUCCAGUGAUAGCGCCACUGCUGGCCUCGUGAACCAGCAAUUGGAAAAAAAUGAUGAUGAAUAUACAAAGUCUCCCUUGGCACCUACAUUCUGUACUCCUGGUUUGAAAAUUCCUUCUACAAAGAACAGAACAGCUUUGGUAUCCACAGAUUAUCCAUUAUCAAAAACAAAUAGUUCAUCAAAUGAUUUGGAAAUGAAAUACUGUACAUCGUUAGUUUUAAAUUCAGACAAGUGCUUUGAGAACUGUGCAGCUCCCUCUUCCCCUGUGAUUUCUUCUUAUGAGAAUCUGCUCAGAACACCUACACCUCCAAAAGUAACUACAAUUCCAGAAGACAUUCUCCAGGUUUUAUCAAAAUACAACCCAAACCUAGCUACUACUCCAGUAGCAGUUAAGGCAUGCCACCCAGCAAAGCAUUCUUUACUAGAUGUGAAGGACGGAACAUCUGAGAUGUUGGCAACAAGAAAACUGGUGAAAAAAUCCUAGUGGAUCCAUCCGUCAAUUAAUAGAAACUGAACAGGAUGAGAUGAAAUCAAAGCAGGACUUACUUUGUUUUCACAUUCCCAUUUCUUCCUCCCUUUCUAAAAAUCAAUCCAUAUCAAAGAUGAGUUUGGAUACUGGUAUCAUAAUUUGCUUUUUAAGUUUUGAUUUACUUUUUUUUAACAUAUUGAUUUUUUACAGAGAGGAAGGGAGAGGGAUAGAGAGUUAGAAACAUUGGUGAGCGAGAAACAUCCAUCAGCUGCCUCCUGCGCACUCCCUGCUGGGGAUAUGUACCCACAACCAAGGCACAUGCCCUUGACUGGAACUGAACCUGGGACCCCUCAGUCUGCAUGCUGACGCUCUGUCCACUGAGCCAAACCGGUUACAGCAGUUUUGAUUUACUUUAACCUCAAUCUUGUUGACAUGCAACUCACUUAUUGUUUUCAAAUAUCAUUACUAUUUCACUGAUCUCAAAUUUACCCUAUGUAAUGUAACCAUGGAUUAAGUAAUUACUAGGAAGCAGGAUCAAUAACUUUUAAAAUUUUAAGUCUUCCUAUUUGCUAUUCCAAUAAGGCCAUGUCCAGCCCUAGCCAGUUUGGAUCAGUGGAUAGAGCGUCAGCCCACAGACUGAAGGGUCAGGGGUUCAAUUCUGGUCAAGGGCACAUACCUCAGUUACAUGCUCCAUCUCCAGCCCUGGUCAGGGCAUGUGCGGGAGGCAACCAAUCGAUGUUUCUCUGUCUCUGUUUCUCCCUUCUCUUAAAAAAAAAAAAAAA